UGAAUCCACUCCACUUUAAUAUGGACAACUUGCACAUCACAAAACAAUAUAUUUACUCCAUACCACCCAUUUUUUGGUCCUUUCUAGCAAACAUCAAAGCAUCCACAAGUAAGUCAGUAAGGAAAUAUGGAAGAGAAGGAUGAGAUAGCGAAGGAUGUCACAGAAGUAGUUCCCUUGCUGACAUCUUUCUUGCUUAUUGGAAACACCCCUAUGGUAUAUCUCAACAAAAUCGUUGAAGGUUCUGCUGCCCAAAUUGCAGCCAAAUUGGAGACAAUGGAACCAUGCUCGAGUGUCAAAGACAGGAUAGCAUACAGUAUGAUCAAAGAUGCAGAAGAUAAAGGCCUAAUUACCCCUGGAAAGUCUGUCCUCCUUGAGGUAACCGGUGGCAAUACCGGCAUUGGUCUUGCAUUUAUAGCUGCAGCUCGCGGCUACAAACUCGUGAUACUGAUGCCAUCAUCAUAUAGUCUUGAGAGAAGGAUUGUUAUUAAAGCUUUAGGGGCUGAGUUAUACAUCACAGAUCCAGCCAAAGGUUUAGAUGGUCUGCUUCAGAAGGCCCAAGAGAUUCUAGAUAGGACGCCAAACUGUCAUUUUUUCCGUCAGUUUGACAAUCCUGCCAAUCCAAAGAUCCACUAUGAAACAACUGGACCAGAAAUAUGGAAAAGCACAGAAGGCAAAGUUGAUAUUUUUAUUGCAGGGAUUGGAACUGGAGGCACCGUGACUGGAGCAGGAAGGUUCCUUAAGGAGAAGAAUCCAGAAAUAAAGGUAUAUGGUAUAGAACCAGCUGAAAAUGCAAUUCUAAAUGGAGGACAACUUGGGCCACACAAAAUCCAAGGAAUUGGUGCUGGUUUUAUUCCGCCUGUGCUCGAUCUCAGCAUCCUGGAUGGAGUUCUUCAAGUAUCUAGUGAUGAAGCAAUUGAAAUGACAAAGCUUCUUGCUUUGAAAGAAGGUCUGCUGGUAGGAAUAUCAUCAGGGGCUGCAGCUGCUGUAGCAGUACGAGUAGCAAAAAAGCCUGAAAAUGCUGGGAAACUUAUUGCGGUAUCUAGUGAUGAAGCUAUUGAAAUGGCAAAGCUUCUUGCAUUGACAUGUAGGAAUAUCAUCAGGGGCUGCAGCAGUAAAACUAGCAAAAGUGCCCGAAAAUGCUGGGAAACUUAUUGCGGUAAUCUUCCCUAGUUCUAGAGAGCGUUAUCUUUCCACCGUGCUGUUUAAUUCUAUUAGAGAAGAGGUGGAAAACAUGACUUUUGAGUAACUUUAUGCUUCUUUGGAUUGAGAGAUAUGGUAUUCAAGAAGGUAAAUGUUGUAACUUUAUAGCUAAAAUAAUAAAGAUCUCUGAACUGUAACCUCCUUGAUGAGUGAUAUAUUGUUCACGUAUACAUUCUUAUUAUUUGAAUGGUACAAAGAUCAAACUA
Solanum dulcamara is the source of this 1406-nucleotide messenger RNA. RefSeq names its product cysteine synthase-like. Gene Ontology annotation, cellular component: cytoplasm. The transcript is spliced from 13 exons. Bases 127 to 1170 code for a protein of 347 amino acids. NCBI's taxonomy places the organism in Eukaryota, Viridiplantae, Streptophyta, Magnoliopsida, Solanales, Solanaceae. The record is from RefSeq and is a predicted model, not a curated record. Gene Ontology annotation, molecular function: cysteine synthase activity.